Molecule: messenger RNA, 624 nt
Organism: Rhodotorula toruloides NP11
Lineage: Eukaryota; Fungi; Basidiomycota; Microbotryomycetes; Sporidiobolales; Sporidiobolaceae
Product: Kinetochore-Ndc80 subunit Spc24
Exons: 4
Coding region: 1-624 (207 amino acids)
Source: RefSeq, a predicted model, not a curated record
AUGUCCACCUUCGAGAUCCCUCCCGAACACGACUUUGACGACCAGUUCGAGUCGCUCCUCCAAGGCCUGCACUCGAUCUUCUCGGUCGACGGCAGCGACGACGGCAAGAUGAACGAUGUUGCGAAGGUGGUCUAUGCGGAGCAGCGGCUGAAGGAGUUCCGCGCGAGGGCGAAGGAGAGGGUUGACCAGGCGAGGGAGGAUUUGCGAGCCAUCGCACGCGACCACAAGCAAGCCGAACUCGCCUCUCAACGCUCCUCCGCCCAUCCAACAACACAAGCGCACGAAGCCAAGAUGACGAGCUUGCGCCAGUCGCGCCUGAGCAAGAUGAAGGCCAAUUCGGAGCUCGAGCAGCAGGUGUACCGAUUGCAGGGCGAGCUCGAGCGGUUGCAGCAGGAGUUGACGGACGAGGAGGCGGAGGCGGUCGAUGCGAUGGACCUCAACAGCGAAGUCCUCCGCAUCAAGCUGUACCGCGACAUGGGCUUCAUUCCUGUCGAGGAGAACGGCAUUUACUCCAAGAUCGUCGUUCGCUCGCAAAACAGUCGCGACGCACGAACAGUCCAGCUCGACUCGUCGACGAACGACUACAAGUGGAGCGAGUUCCUGUGGGACCUCGCUAGCAAGUAG